UUGGGUUUUAAGCUGUUUAAGUAUCCAACAGACAAACUGGAGGAGGAAGGAAGAGUUAUCAUGAUUGCUGCAACUGAGCCUCAGGACUUUGUUCCCCAUGGCAGAGAACACUGCAAGCUUCAUCCAGGUCCUGUUCAUCAAGAGAAGUCUCAACAGAGUUAUCAGUUGACAAGCCAACUAGAUCAAGAUAUUCCAAUUUGUGCUUUCAGUGAUGUAGCUAUUAGAGAUCACAGAAAGGAAUUCUGGCAUUUACGAGGACAAGAUGGUGAAAAGGCUAGUGAUUAUGAUGAAGAGCUGUAUGUGAAUGGUCACACAGUGAUAUGGAGUAAAGGAUGCUAUGUAAAUGCCAGGGUUGUGAGCAAAUGUUUCACUGUAGACUCUCCAGUGACUGAGGCAUUGUGGUGCAAUUUUAAUGCAGCAAGUGGGAAACCCAAUUUAUUACAAGACACUGUGAAGGAACAAGUGGAGUUGGUGCCAAGUAUAUGUGUAGUACAAGAAACCUCACUCAAUGUGUUUACAAUGAAAGGAGAAGAACAUUUAGUUACUCUGCCAUUUCAGGUAUCCAAGGCAUGGGUUAUAGAACAUGGUGUACUACUGGAAAGGACGUCAUCUUGUCAAGGUGAUUUAACCAGUCUCAAAAAGGAUAUUGAGACGUUGCCUUCUUUGUUCACUUUGUUGCAUCCAUUGGAUGAACCAUCACCAGUAAUAUGUAAAUAUUUAGGCGGUGUUAGUAAUAGAGUUACUUAUGUUACUGACCAAACCCAACAUAUUGUAUUUACCAGUGUUUAUCCUUCUCUUGUUAUGACAUAUGAUAGUAUUCUUGGCACUCAUACAAUUUGGGCACUCAGGAAAGCAACCACUCAGGAAGUUUGUAAUGCUUCAGGGUUGUCUGGUGUUGAUAGUCACAUGACCACCACUACCACAACACCUCUUCCAAGCACAAGUUCAGGAUUACUAUAUGGACUAAUGACAAGUAGUUCACACUCUCAUCUGAAUGCAUCUUACCAGUCACCACUCCGAGGAUCUCCAUCUAGAAGUUAUUCCAGUCGAUUUGGUUCUCCAUCAUCCAGGAUUCAUAGUCCAUCAAUAUCACACAUGGCUGCUCUCAGUCGUUCUCAGUCACCAACGGUUCAUCGAAAUAUUAGUAUGUCUCCAUCAAUGAGGUCCUCUCCUGCUGCCAUUUCAAGAUCACCAGCUACAUAUUCUUUUUCCACCUCUGCAAUAAAUGAUACUUACAUUGAUAUUGUUGAACCACUGGCUCCAGAAAUAUGUCUAGAUCAUCUCUGGUCUGAGACUUCAACCAUACCAGGGGAAGGCACUUCAAAUCGAGCAUCUAAAGUAUUCCUUGCACGUGACAUGUGUGGACAGAGGUUCGUAUGUUAUCUCAUUGACAACCGUAGGCAGCUAUGUUGUGUGAAAUACAGUGAAAGUAAUGAUAGAAAAUUAAACAUGAUCUUAACUGUUGAUUACAAUGGGAGUUUGGUUCUAUACAGUGGAUUUAUCAAGGUGGGCAAGGUUCACAUCACUAGUGUGACAUCAUCAUUGUCUAUGUCAGGGCCACUGCCACGUCCCAGUACACCGUUAGACAGUCCAAGAUUACCUAUUACAUCUAGUAGACCAUCCAGUGCCAUGGAUACUGUAAUGGAUGAGGUUGUAUUGCUUUCACCAGUGCCAGCUGAAUUCAGUGAUUCUUCUAAACUACAAGAUUCCUAUCCUGGUGGAUCCUAUAUGGAUGACUAUCCAUUCAACAGUAGUGCUCAUAUUGUUGCUCUCAGAGAUCAAGUAGCAAACAGAUUUACAUUGGAACUGGCUAAUGGUAAUAUGAAGAGAACCACUCUACCUGAAUUGUGUUCCUGUCCAUUAGUUAAGAGAUGUUUGGAUGCCUUGCAAUACAUACUACCGAGAGAUGUUGCCAUACAACUCAUGGUAAAAUGGUAUGUUACACACAAUGCACCAGGAGGACCAACCAGACAGUCAGAGUGGUACAGGUUUAUGAUGUGCUUGCUUGGGUUGGUCGGUUACAACAUUGCUAAGCUGCAACUAACUCAUCAGAUGGAUGCAGAUUGUUCUCUUUCGCCUGUUAUUGCUAAGAAACACAAACCAUCUGGAUGCAAUGAGGACUGGGAAUAUGUUUUCUCAUCUGAGUAUCACAAAACAGAAGGUCAAAUAAUGUCAAGAUUGAUGCAUUUUCAAGAUUAUAAAAGUCACCAUCAGGAGACCAGUUCUGCCAAUACUUGUGGAAUCAUGGACAAAGGAGCUCCUUUAUUCACAUAUAUUCCUACAAUAUUAUUUACUCUACAUCUUGUGUAUGAGGAAUUGAAGUUGGACAACAUGUUAUCUAAACGUUCUGUGGAUUUGGCAACUAUACUAACUCAAUUAGCCAGUGAUUUACAAUGGACUAGCUAUGUAGAUAUCUACUUUAGAGAUCAUCCUAUGGUAGUAGCUAAUGUUAAUGUGGAAAAUAGUCAGAUGCAACCAGAGCACCCUUCCAUGAUGCAGUUUGCUAGCUAUAUUACAAAAGAACCCCCCAGUGUACACCAGAGUUUGUUUCACUUGAUCAAAGGCAUUCCAAUUACUGCUUACCCAUAUCUUUUAAACAUCAAUAAGAAAUCUCAUGAUGUAAUUCUGUUAUAUGCGACUUUUUUAACUUCCGACACUGUCACCAGUGUACAGCAACUAGAAGAACAAUAUAUACACAGAUUACAUGCAACAGGGCCAAAGCAGUAUGCCACUGCUGAAGAGAAAUGCAUGUUGUCAUUCAAUGAUGAGUGUUCCAAUGCUGAAAGGGUUGUUCUAUGUAUGACAAAUAUGAAAAUAACACUACAGGACUUGGAGUGCUUACCCUUUGGAAUUUUGGUUCCAUUGCGUGAUGCUAUAUAUCGUUGUAGAAGUGAUCCCCCACCUGAUUGGCCAGAGACAGCAUAUAUGCUGAUUGGACGACAAGACCUGUCUGCAGAAGCUCGUCUCUUGGAGAAAAAGGAACAUCCACCACCGAUUGAAGAAGAACCUCUAGAUGAAGAUGAAGAUGGUAUGGAAUGUUUAGACCAGGAAUUACUCAAACUGCGAUUUCCUGAUGAUCUGAGAGUUCAGGAAGUUAGAAGACUUCUUCAAUCAUCCAAGCCAGUCAGAAUAGCUGUAGUACAAAGGCCAGAAGUCAGUGAUCAUGACUACAUAGAGGAACAAGAGAUGAAGUUGUUGGCUGUCAGUCAAAGAACCAUGGCAUUACCUGUUGGAAGAGGAAUGUUUACUCUUUGUACCUGCCAUCCUAUUGUGACUGAGACUUUACCCAUUCCAAAAUUGAAUCUAACCGGAAGAGCACCACCAAGGUAAACAACAGUGAGACUCUCAGGUCAGUACAUGAACAGUUGGCCAUUAUUUCACAAUGGUGUAGCUGCUGGUUUGAGAAUUGCCCCAGGAGACUCUCAGAUUGAUUCCACAUGGAUAGUAUAUAAUAAACCCAAAACUGGUCUUGGAAGUGAGUUGACCAAUGAACAUGCUGGGUUUUUGAUGGCACUGGGUCUUAACGGUCAUCUAGCCAAACUGAAUACAUUAAAUUUACAUGAAUACCUUAUCAAAGCUCAUGAAUUUACAAGUGUGGGAUUGUUAUUGGGAUGUGCAGCUGUCAAACGUGGUACCAUGGAUGUGGCUGCAACAAAGAUGCUGAGUAUCCAUGCUGAAGCUCUGCUUCCAGUAUCCUCAUCUGAUUUAGAUGUUCCUCAUAUAGUUCAAGUGGCUGCUAUUAUUGGUACUGGAUUAGUAUAUCAAGCUACUGCACAUAGGCAUAUAGCUGAAGUCUUGUUAUCAGAAAUAGGUAGACCACCAGGUCCUGAGAUGGAAAACUGUACAGACAGGGAAUCUUACUCUUUAGCUUCUGGUUUGGCACUUGGAUUAGUAACCCUUGGUCAUGGUAGCAGUGCUGUUGGUUUAUCAGAUCUCAACAUUCCAGAUCAACUUUAUCAUUACAUGGUAGGAGGACAAAGAAGAGCUCUGACUGCUGCUCAGAGAGAAAAGUUUAAAUCACCAAGUUAUCAAAUCAAAGAAGGUGAUCAAGUAAAUACUGACUUAACAUCACCUGGCGCAACGUUAGCAUUGGGACUCAUGUUUCUAAAGACUGGAAAUAGUGCUGUUGCUCAGUGGUUAGCUGCACCAGACACACAAUUCCUGUUGGAUUUUGUCAGACCUGAUUUUCUCAUAUUGAGGAUUCUAAGUCGAGGUUUAAUCUUAUGGGAAGAUAUCCGACCAACAAAACAAUGGGUGGAAAGCAAUGUGCCCAAGAUUGUACAGAAAUAUUCAUUUAAGAAAAAUACUGUUGAUGACGAAAGUAAUGUAGAUGAUGAUAUAGACUUGCAAACAAUGAGCCAAGCAUACUGCAAUAUUUUAGCUGGUGCCUGUAUGUGUGUUGGUCUAAGAUUUGCAGGAUCAGCAAACCAUGAUGCCUUCAAGUGUCUAUUACACUUUGCCAAAGAAUUCUCAGACCUCACAACAAAGCCUGAUGCUGAUGUGGCUGGUAAGAACACCAUAGAGAUUUGUCUCAAUGCUAUUGUGCUGUCUCUAUCAAUGGUGAUGGCUGGAACUGGUAACCUACAAGUGUUAAGGCUCACCAGAUAUCUACAUACUAGACUUGGUACUGAAGUGAAUUAUGGAAGUCACUUAGCUACACACAUGGCUUUAGGGUUUCUAUUUCUUGGCGGUGGUCGUUAUACAUUGAGUACAUGUAAUACAGCUAUUGCAGCACUGGUCUGUUCUGUGUUUCCCAGGUUUCCAAUCAAUAGUAAUGACAACAGGUAUCAUUUACAAGCAUUACGACAUCUGUAUGUACUAGCAGCUGAACCCAGACUAGUAUUACCCAGAGAUGUAGAUUCAAAUAAACCAUGCUAUGCAAGAUUACAAGUUGUAUUCAAGGAGACUAAAUGGUAUAAAGAGUUUAAGACAGAGAUGAUGGCUCCCUGUAUUAUACCAGAAUUGGAUUCCUUAAAACAAAUAUGUGUCCUUGGGCCACGAUACUGGAAAGUCAAGUUAGAUGUUGACAAAUAUCAAGACACUGUGAAAGCAAUACUUAAUAACAAUGGUACAUUGUAUGUUAAACAGAGAGCUGGUCAUCUUUCAUAUGUGGAAGAUCCAAAGGGAUUCCGUAGUCUGUUAGCACAGACUUUUACUCAUGAUCAAGUUGGUCAUCAAACAGUCAAACCUGAUAUAAUUCGCUCAUUUACUUCAAACCCUACAAUUUUGGCUUUUGCUGAAUAUUGCUGCAGUCAAAAGCUUUCAUCCAAAGAAGAAAGAGAGAUAAUUUCUUUGUUUUGUUCAGUUUUAUAUGAAUGUAUCACAAAAGAAAAACCUGAGAUACUAGAAACUUAUAUUGCAAUGGACCAGGUGGUGAGAAAUAUUAGGACUUCAUCAAACCCUCUGUACCUGUGGCAAAUAAAACUGAUCCAAACUUACUAUGAUGUGGCAUAUCCAAAGUUACACGAUACACUGCCAGGCACUAUGGGAUGGCCACUUAUCAAUGCUGAAUUCUUAGCUUCAAUCAAAAGUCGAAUUGAUAAAUGUAUUGACGAUUGGCUUCAAGGCAGUUCCCAAGCUGUGGCAGCAUACUUAAAUCGGAAAACUAUUCCCCAAGCAGAUCUGCAAUUACUUGUGCGUUUUCUGCUUUUUCAUGACAUUCCACCAUCAAAUGUAUUUAAUAGAAUCAAAAGUUCAGGUUGUAAAAGCAUUCCUGAAAUGAUUGAAGCGUUGAAGUCACUGCAACUACCUGUAUCAACAAUAAUGAGACUAUUGCCAGCUAUCAUCUAAGUAUUGCUGAAACUACUGCACUUAUUAUUGGAUACUUACAGGGAUUCAAAAUUAUAUUAAAUCAUGAUACUCACAGCUUGGCAAAAUAAAAACAUUGUGAUU
This is a messenger RNA of Saccoglossus kowalevskii, 5892 nucleotides long. RefSeq names its product anaphase-promoting complex subunit 1-like. NCBI's taxonomy places the organism in Eukaryota, Metazoa, Hemichordata, Enteropneusta, Harrimaniidae. Gene Ontology annotation, cellular component: anaphase-promoting complex. Gene Ontology annotation, molecular function: molecular adaptor activity. Gene Ontology annotation, biological process: metaphase/anaphase transition of mitotic cell cycle; protein K11-linked ubiquitination; anaphase-promoting complex-dependent catabolic process. The record is from RefSeq and is a predicted model, not a curated record.